AUGAAAAUACAUACUCGAGAAAAACCUUUUUCGUGUAAUAUCUGUAAAUAUCAAUGUAUUCGUAAAAGUCAUUUGCAAAGGCAUAUGAAAAUACAUACUGGAGAAAAACCUUUUUCAUGUAAUAUCUGUGAAUAUAAAUGUAUUACAAAAAGUGAUUUGCAAAAGCAUAUGAAAAUACAUACUGGAGAAAAACCUUUUUCAUGUAAUAUCUGUGAAUAUAAAUGUAUUACAAAAAGUGUUUUGCAAAGGCAUAUGAAAAUACAUACUGGAGAAAAACCUUUUUCAUGUAAUAUCUGUGAAUAUAAAUGUAUUACAAAAAGGGAUUUGCAAAGGCAUAUGAAAAUACAUACCGGAGAAAAACCUUUUUCAUGUAAUAUCUGUGAAUAUAAAUGUAUUACAAAAAGUGUUUUGCAAAGGCAUAUGAAAAUACAUACUGGAGAAAAACCUUUUUCAUGA
Messenger RNA from Parnassius mnemosyne (clouded apollo), 456 nucleotides. The record is from the annotation of a GenBank genome assembly. NCBI's taxonomy places the organism in Eukaryota, Metazoa, Arthropoda, Insecta, Lepidoptera, Papilionidae.